UGCCGGUCACAGGGAGCCUCUAACAUGGAGUAUAAAACUGCCAGUAGAUUAAAUGGACUUUGCUGGAAUAACUUGGACGCAAGUAGCAAGCAGCUGGAUGUUUUUAACAGUAACGUGUGCACACCUACAGCCUUCUAUGAUCCAUACGAAAUACAGAACAUUGAGACUUCAGCAGCGAAUCCAACUUAUGAAUCUUCAGCCCCUACAACUUCUUCAGAUUAUUCUACAAAUUCAUCCAAUGCUUCACUUUUCAACACACCGUGGUCUACCCAUGGAGAUGAAGUAAAACAAACUAGUAGCUUGCAGAUCAAGAACAAGAUUCAAGAUGAAAGGAACGAGUAUGACAGUGAGAUGGAUUUAUAUGGACUUGUAUCCAAUAUUCUGGAAGAGCCAGAAAAAACACAUCCAUAUUUAAAUGAAGGAGUUUCACCUUCGAUUGUGAAAUCAGUGUGGUCUUUGAAUGGAAACAGGCUAUGUGAGCAUCAAGAUUUCCAGCCAGACCUUAAAAAACCUGCAGACAUGACUGUUCUGCCAAAUAAUUUUUAUGAGAACAUAUCAAGCACGGAGACACAGAAAAUGGAGGAGUUCUAUGAUGGACUGAGCGUUUUAGUGCAAGAUGAUCAAUGGCUAUACUCUUGCAUAACUAAUAAUGCAAGCUCCUGCAAUGAUAAGUCUGAACUGGCUUUCCAUGAAUACCCAUUUGACAAGAAUGGCUCGAGAUUUUCAGCAGCUCUUCCUGAAGCUAGUAAGGACAAUUCACAAAAGAGAGCAGACCUUUCUCAGUUUGAUAGAUACAGCACUGACACAGAUCUUGGCCAGUAUGACUUUUUAAACUCUAAUAAAACAAAACAAGGUAAAUUUUCCACAUUGAACCUUCAAGAUUACAAAAAGGCAGCAAAUGGCAACAUGCUGCCAGGUUUGGAUACCAACAGCUACUCUAAGUUAUUUCAAGUGGCAGCAAGCUGCCCAAAACAAGAUAGUAUCAUGCCAGAGCAACAGAAUUACAAAUUUCAAAAGGCUAUGUUGUUAGACAGAGCUUGCCAAAAGGAUUCUUCAUUCACAUCUGACUUCAGCACCAAAUCAGACUAUGGACUGAAAGCAUCCACUAUGUUGGAAGGGAACAUUGGACUUGCUGGUAGCCAACAUACACUGCACCAACAAGAUUCACAAAAUUCAGAUUACAAACCGUUUUACUUUGUCUCAUCUGUGCCAGGUGCUAAUUCGGUCAGAUCCCCCUGGAUAAAUGGUCUCACCGAGAAUAAUUCUUCUUUUACAUAUUAUGGUAAUAGUACAGUCAUGGCAUCAAGUGGUAAUUUAUCCGCAUCAAACAAAAACUCUUGUCAGAAUUCUAAUUAUUCUAUAGGUCCCUCGUCACUAGCAUCUGCAGAUACUUCUUUCCAGAAGUACUGUCAUGGUAAUACAGCGUUUCCUGUCUUUGAAUAUAGUUUCAAUGGUAAAGAGAAUAUGCAAAGGGGACCAUGCAAGAAUGUUGAUGAUCGACUUUUUAACGCCAUGGCAGAAAGAAAAUUCAGUGCAUUUUGUGAAAAUAUGCCAAGUUACUAUAAAUCAUUAGACAGCACUGGAAAACAAAACAUGCAGUAUAGUACUGAGAAGAAUUUAGAGAGUGUAUGUAAAAAUGAUAUAAAUUUGAUUGAGAAUACAGUUAACAAUAAAUGUCAUACACAACAAAGUGGUGAUGGUAUUCUGAACAGUAGCCGACUUCCCUGCUCAAAGACUGGAUGCUUUUCAAACACACUUAUGAUGGGGGAAAUGCAGCCUAACAAAUGCAACCAGGUGUCUUCUGCCAAUUACAAGUCCCAUUUUUCACAUAACCUCGGGCACCCUGUCUUCCCCAUCGUGGAUUGUCAUGAAACAUAUACUCAUGAAGAUCUUGGCCAAAUGUAUCCCCAUGUCGCUGAUUUGAUUCAUGGAGAAUCCACCUUUAGUAGCAUAACACCAGUACUCAGCCAGAGGCCGAUUAAAUCUAGAAGCAUGCCUGAAAGUGAAAUCCACAUUUGGCUGGAGAAUUGUUAUGAGCAGUUGAGAGCAAUGGAAAAAGAAAGGAAAAAGACGGAAUCGAUUCUUGUAAAGCAUUAUCCAGGGAAGAAAGUGUCCAGCUCAAACAACAUUCCCAUCCCAAGACUCAGCACUAACCCUUCCAGAGUCGAUCGUUUGAUUGUGGACCAGUUGCGUGAACAAGCCAGGGUUGCAACACUGUUUGGUAAAAUGGAGCGCUUCCACAGCUCCCCUCUUAGUGCGUACAUUUCCACAACCCUGGACCACCACCUGGAGACAAUUCACAUUGUGCAAGCACAUCGCAAAGACGAGAUCACCAAUGCAUCAAACCGCCAGAGACCAGGAGCAUCUCGUCACCAAGAUGACAGAGGUAUCUUCGUGCUUGCUUCCUCCAUCAAAGAGUUGUCCAGGGCUACUUGCAAUACACGAACAGCACUGUGUUGUGCACUGCAAAUGACUCUACUCAAGACACAACACAAGGAUAACACCAGGGAUCUGGAGAAGGUAGAUCAGAACAAUGUGAAAGCUUAACUUAAAAUCUAACUGCAGUUUGUAGACACUACUAAUGUACCGGACUGAAAACUGCACUUGUUUUAUUGAGAUAGACAAGUGUAUAUUUUAGCAUAUAUUUGUAUUUUUAAUAUUUGAUUUUCUGUUUCCCAGUAUGACUCAAGUAUCUUUCCUAAUGAUCUGCAUUACAACUUACCUAAUCAACAUGCAAAUUGCCCCAAAUAAUUAGUUUAAUUUAAUGAAUUGAACUACUGGUAUCCAGAUCAAAUUAUUCCCCUGAUGCUUAUAGAUGUAGAACUGUAAUAAUGCUAAUCUCUUAAACAGAUUUGACUCCUUAUAGAUAAAUCUAUACCUACCUGAUGGGAAUCUUGUCAUCCACGUGUCUUGUGGAAGAAAGCUUCACUUUAAAUACUUGCUGAGAUAUGAUUAAUAGCAGCUCAUCCCUUCUCUAUUUAAAAUGGAUCACACAGAUGAUGAAUGUACAUUUUUUGUUUGAUUGUUUAUUUUGUUUGUUUUGUUGAACCCUAAUGGUUGAUUUCACAAAGGCCAUCAGUGAUUGCAGAAUUGGGCCUCUAUUUAUUAAUCGUAACUUGUAAUCUCACAUACAAAAUAAUUUAAAGCAUUGACGUAUUUAUUGUACUUAAUAUUUGCAGAACAUAAUUUGAAUCUCCAGAGCUGUGAAUGAAGAAUAUGUGUGUGUGUAUAUAUUGUUUAUUCACAAAACACUGAAAUGAAGUGAAUAGAAAACUGAAUUGCAAAAUGUAGGCAAAAGAAGCACAGUUGGAAAAAUCUCAAACACCACUGUAGCAUUUGGCUAAAUAUUGCAAUUUCAUUUUUAAACAACAAUUU
Molecule: messenger RNA, 3375 nt
Organism: Pelobates fuscus (common spadefoot toad)
Lineage: Eukaryota; Metazoa; Chordata; Amphibia; Anura; Pelobatidae
Gene: MEIOC
Product: meiosis specific with coiled-coil domain
Exons: 8
Coding region: 25-2547 (840 amino acids)
Biological process (GO): male meiosis I; female meiosis I; mRNA stabilization
Cellular component (GO): cytoplasm; nucleus
Source: RefSeq, a predicted model, not a curated record